CCGGCCUAAUCACUCUUGCAAGUCUUCAGCCAACGUCUUACUAAGGAAAAGAGCAGUUAUCAAAUCUUUCAUCUCUUCUGGAGCUCAUUAGGACGUGAAUACUGAAUCUCCUCCAAAGUGCACACGAGGGAGCUCUCAACUGUGAGUUCCAACUGUACUGCAUCUUGUGUACCCAGCUCCACGGAAGUCCUGAAUGAAAUUUCCAAAAAGCAAAACAAUUUUAUAGGUCUUAGUUUCCUGGCUCUUGGAAAGUACGGCAGGAGAGAGACUGGCAGGAGACAGACUGACACUCGUUAGCUUGCAAGCUAAAUUAUCCUUGCUCUUGCGGGAACGAUCCUUCUAAUAAAGAUCUCAACGGAGUUUCUCAGCUCCAGGUUCCCCUCGAGCUUUCUCCUCCCCUUCCUUGUCCAGCGUGGGCGCGCACGCACACAUACAGACACACAUUCCCCCCUGCUGCCUGCCUUCUCGGUCCUCCCUCCCCCUGGGCGGGGACCUGUCUGCUGUCAGCUUAGGUUGAGGCUCCCUGCGUGUGUCUAUAACUUUGUGUUGCUGCUGCUGCUGGUUGUUAGGAGAAGGAAUGUGGAAGUCAGCAGUGUGGAGGGUGACAGGCUGCCCGUGCAAGCUGCAGGAGAAACAGCAGCAAAAGCCUAAACCCUUCUCCCGCGCAGAUUCUUCGCUUUCUCUUUUCUGUAUUUUUGGGAGACGUGCAGAAUUGUGCUUUCUCCUUCACCGUUUUUAAAGGGAAGGUGCCGCGGUAGACACAGGAACUAUGCAACGGGGUUGCUGCUUUUCUCUCCUGUGACUCCGGAUCUGUUUUUGAACAAGCUCAGGUUCUUCCCUUUCCCCUCCCCUUGACUUUGUCUUUCUCUCCCCCUCCGCUGUCUCCCCCAAUCCUCCCCGCCUUCCCUCUCCGCUUUCUCUCUUUCUAGUGUUUUUAAAGGACUUGAGUGAAGGGGGGGGGGGAACUGUCAAGAUGGCAGCAGCAGGAGCAAGGAGGUUAUGAAUGUGUUAGUCCUGUAUCUUCUCGCAGCCUUAGGGGAGACUUGAAGCUUCCAGACCUGUUGGAAGAUUUCUGCUUUGAUUUGCCUUUUUUUUUUUUUUCUUGAGAGGCAAACGACGUCAGCGAGAACAUUGCAAAACACCAAACACCAAAGUGGCUUUUCCUUGCCCAGUUCAGCUUCUUGCGAACAGCCUUCGUUCUAUUCUUUUGGUUUUUGAAAGUAGCUCGAACUGGACUGGCAUGAAUUUAGGUGCAAAUUAACCCUCCCCGGCCUUUGGGUCGAAACGGGGAGAGAAAGGGAACUGGGGGAAAAAGUCAUUGUGGUAAUGCAAGAGCCCAAACCUCGUCUGCCGAAGCAAGAAAGAAGCCUGAACUGCUCUCUGAUGGAUACAGUGUAAUUUCCGUGGUGUGGUGCCUCCUUGUCGGUGGGAGGGUGUGGGUCCGAGAAAGAUCGGAAGACGCCACAGACUUUCUUUCCAUUGCCACUGAAGGAAGCACUUCUGCAUCUGCAUGGAGUGAAAUAUAAACAAACACACACUCCCAGUAGCAGAGCAGGCACGGAGCUGCACCACUCAACUGCGUUUGGCUGCUCCUAGCUUUAAAGGGACAACCCUCCCUCCCCAGUACCCUCCUCCUCCACCUCCUCACUUCCCCCUCACCCCUCCCUCUUACCCCCACCCCUCCCCCUCCCUCCUCCGCCCUACCUUCCUCCCUUCUUCCACGCCCCAGCCACCUUGUCCAGGAGAGACCUGCCUAUCUGACCGCAGCUGGGGGAGGGGGUUGCCCCAUCAGUGCCUAAUCCUCCGAUUGUCCCCACCCCCCCCCCCCGCACCCUCAGGCGGCGGCUGCUUUGGACUGGGAGUCGCUCGCUCUACCAGGUUCACGGGAAGGGACGUUUCCAGGUCUGCCUGUUCCCCUGGCUUGGCGAGGUACUGAUCUGGGAAGAGGAGGCGGCGGCAGUAAAGGUCCGCCGAGGACUUCAUUCCAGCUCAGGAUAACCAACUCUCCCCCCCAUUUCCCUCCCUUUCUCCCCCACCCCCCAGGCAACGAUCCUGAUCCCUUAGCCUGUUCUCCCCCCCUCCCCUCCUUCCCUCCCCCACUUUACCCCGCCCCAGCGAGAGAGCGAGGAGGAGAGCCACCGCUCGAGCUAGAGAGCGAGCGAGGGAGAGAGCGAAGGAGCGAGCAGCAGCAGGCAAAAGGCAGCCCAAGGGCCCGGGCGGCGAAGAUGGCAGAGGCGCCGUCCUCCCCGGCCCCGCUCUCGCCGCUGGAAGUGGAGCUGGACCCGGAGUUCGAGCCCCAAAGCCGGCCCCGCUCCUGUACGUGGCCCCUGCAGAGGCCCGAGCUGCAGGCGAGCCCGGCCAAGCCCUCGGGGGAAGCGGCCGCCGACUCCAUGAUCCCCGAGGAGGAGGACGACGAGGAAGACGACGACGGAGGCUGCGGAGCCCCUGGGGGCGGCGGCGGAGCCGGCACGGCCAUGGCCAUGGGCGGCGCGAGCGGCGUCCUCGGCCCGGGACUGCGCCCCGAGGAGGCGGCCCGGCUCCUGGCCCCUGGAGGGCAGGAUUCGGGGUCCGGCGCGCCCCCCGGGGCAGGCGUGCUGAGCGGGGGGCAGCAGGCGCCUCUGCAGCCUCCGCAGGCGCCGCUGCCGCUGCCCCCGCCGCCGCCGCCGCAGCUGCAGCCGCAGCAGCCGCAGCAACAGGGGGCGAGCGGGGCCUCGGGGCAGCCGAGGAAAUGCUCCUCCCGGAGGAACGCGUGGGGAAACCUGUCCUAUGCCGACCUGAUCACCCGGGCCAUCGAGAGCUCCCCGGACAAGCGGCUCACCCUGUCCCAAAUCUACGACUGGAUGGUGCGCUGCGUGCCCUACUUCAAGGAUAAGGGCGACAGCAACAGCUCCGCGGGCUGGAAGAACUCCAUCCGUCACAACUUGUCCCUACACAGUCGAUUCAAAAGGGUCCAAAAUGAAGGGACCGGGAAAAGUUCUUGGUGGAUGAUCAAUCCAGAUGGAGGCAAAAGUGGAAAGGCCCCCCGGCGAAGAGCUGUCUCCAUGGACAAUAGCAACAAGUUCACCAAGAGUAGGGGGCGAGCGGCCAAGAAAAAGGCUUCUCUGCAGGCUUCCCAAGAAGCUACUGAAGACAGCCCCUCCCAGCUCUCCAAGUGGCCCGGCAGCCCCACCUCUCGAAGCAGCGAUGAGCUGGAUGCGUGGACGGACUUCCGCUCCAGAACCAACUCCAACGCCAGCACGAUAAGUGGACGCUUGUCGCCUAUUCUGGCGACCACUGAGCUGGAUGAUGUCCAGGAUGAUGACCCGCCGCUUUCCCCAAUGCUGUAUAGCAAUUCAUCAAGCAUGUCCCCGUCAGUCAGCAAACCGUGUACUGUGGAACUUCCACGGCUGACUGACAUGGCGGGCACGAUGAAUUUAAAUGACGGACUGACGGACAACCUCAUGGAUGACCUCUUGGACAAUAUAACGCUCCCGCCCUCCCAACAGUCCCCCUCAUCAGGACUCAUGCAGAGGAGUUCUAGCUUCCCAUAUACCACCAAGGGAUCCGGUCUGGGCUCUCCAACUGGCAGCUUCAGCAACCCCGUGUUUGGCCCUUCUUCUCUGAACUCUCUACGCCAGUCCCCCAUGCAGACCAUCCAAGAGAAUAAGCCGGCCACCUUCUCUUCCAUGUCGCACUACAGCAACCAGUCGCUCCAGGACCUGCUUACGUCCGACUCACUGAGCCAUAGCGAUGUCAUGAUGACUCAGUCGGAUCCAUUGAUGUCCCAGGCCAGCACGGCGGUGUCUGCCCAGAAUUCACGGAGGAGUGUCAUGCUCCGCAAUGACCCAAUGAUGUCCUUUGCUGCUCAGUCCAGCCAGGGAAGUUUGGUCAAUCAGAACCUACUCCACCAGCAGCACCAAACCCAGAGUCCUCUUGGUGGCCAUCGUGCCUUGUCUAAUGCCGUCAACAGCUUGGGCUUGAGUGACACCAACAGCCUAGGGUCAGCCAAACACCAGCAACAGUCACCCGUCAGCCAGUCUAUGCAAACCCUUUCUGACUCACUCUCAGGGUCCUCUUUGUAUUCCACUAGCAUGAACCUUCCAGUCAUGGGCCAUGAAAAAUUCCCAAGUGAUUUGGACCUGGAUAUUUUUAACGGGAGCUUGGAAUGUGACAUGGAAUCCAUCAUUCGCAGCGAACUCAUGGAUGCCGAUGGGUUGGAUUUUAACUUUGAUUCUCUCAUCUCUGCUCAAAAUGUUGUCAGUCUGAAUGUGGGGAACUUCACUGGUGCUAAGCAGGCCUCAUCUCAGAGUUGGGUGCCAGGCUGAAGGACCUUUGAGGAAAGGGGGAAUGGGCAAAGCAGACCCUCAAACUGACACAAGAUCUAAAGAAGAGGAAAUAAAAACCCUUUGCCAAAUCUGCUCUCAGCAAGUGGACAGUGACACCGUUUACAGCUUAAUGACCUUUGUGAAUCAAUCCUGCAUCAUUUUCCUAAUCAAGCGGAGACUGUUAAUGGCCCCUCAUUCCCCACCCCCCACAACCCAAGCAAAGCUCCUAUUGAACUCCAGAACGUAUGCAAAAUCUUCCCUGUACAGGAUGAUGGAGCACCUUUCGUGGACACAGCACCCAACACCUCUGCGCCAUCUUGUCAAGACACACUGUGUACCCUCUAACAGUAGUUCCCUGCCAAUGAUCAUGUGGUGUUACAAUAUAGCAAUGGUUUAUGGGCUAUUUUAAGUUUGGGUUUUGUAUUUGUUUUCUUGCUUUUCUCACUCCUGUGCCCAGGCAGUGGUUUUUUCCUUUCCUUUUCUUUUCUUUUUUCUGUUAACUAGAUUCACCUACCCUUUCUCUCCCUGGCAAGUUGAAAACUUUGGAAGGAAGCAACACUUGCCACUUAAGUUCCUAUUUCAGGAAUCCCAGACAGCGGAUCCUUCUGACUCUAUAAACUGACAAGCUGAAUAAUCUAAGGAGCAUAUUCUUUCAUGUUUUGUCUGAUAGAAAACUAUUCUCUUCUUAGAAAUCUAACAAUGGCACAAUCAUUUUCCAAAAACAGGACAUAGCACAGGAGAAAUGAAGAACAAUGCAUCCUAUACAGAGUUUUGUUUUGCUUUUUAAAAUUCUGAAUGAGAAGAUUCUUUUGGAAGGUCCACCAAAGAGACCCAGAAGCUGAUUUGCUAUUGUCUAAAUCAGGAUGGCCUGUGGUUUUUGUGGACUGAUCUCCCAUUCAAUGUAGUGGACCAUCUAUUUAUUGGUUGGAAACUGAACUGUUUUCAGGAGAAAAAUAAGCUAAGAUGCCCAUUCAUUGCCAAAUGCCACUUAGGAAUUUCCUUUUUGGGGGAGUUCUGGGGGGAGAAAUAAUUCUGUUUUGCAUUUAAAGUGAGGUAAACUUUUCACAAGCAUAUAUCAGACCUAAAGUGGAUAUUCUUAUGUGAAUACUGCAACCCAAGACUGGUGGGGGGAAUUUAGAUCUUUCAUAUUCAUAUUUCUGUGAAUACCUUUCCUUGAUUACUUUCCACCUCAAUAUAUAAUCAGAUCUCCCAGAACUAUACAAGGGAGAGAGACUGUACCCCACAAGCUGAUUUUUUUAUAAGCUUGGAUUAUAUUUGAACAAAUGAAACUGUGGAAAUGAAAGGCCAUUUUAAACCUUUUGUUUUAUUUUUCAGACUUUUCCAGAUUUCCUUUGUUUUUUCCUUUAAAGUUAAUGGUGCUGUAUAGGUGCUUUCUGUUUAACCUGGAAAGUGUGAUUCUUUUUGUUAGUUUCUUUGGUAGGGAGGCAAGUUGGAUGCUCCAUUGGUACAGGGAGAACCUGGUAAGAAGACGCUCCAGUUAGUCCAGCAUUGGAUCACUUGUCCGACAUGCUCUAUGAAGACUUUUGUUUUUCCCACUUUGGAUAAAAUCAUUAUGCAUAUAAAUGUAUAAAUAUAUUUUAUUAUGUAGAAUACAGAAAUGAAUAACUAUGCAUGGGUGGUAAGAAUACAAACCUGUAUUCUGGCCCACAGUUUCAGUGCAGAAGUUCUCACUGAUAUUGGUCCCAUGCCGCAUAUAGUAACUUCCUUCCAUGACACACGAAACACACACGUGCACCUGCCACCAUCUGUUGAGCCCCUUUUGGUUCCUUUACAUUAUCUUGGGGGCCGAUAUUGGUAGAAAUUAUACCUGGUAUGUUGGGCACUCCAUCUGGUCUCUUAAUGCCCCCACCCUAACCCUGCCAUGCUCCUAUUGUCCUUUUUGAAUGACGACCCUGUUUGAUUCAUCGAGUUUCACUGAACUUGUAAAUGCUUGUGCAGUUGUGGUUAUGGUAGACCAACCUGGACAUACCAGUUUUUUGAACAACUUAAGAUCUUAUCCUUUUCAUUGUGAAAGGUAGUAGUAAGUGUAUUCAGAUUGGUCGGUCUGUCAGUGGCAGGGACUCGCUUUCUGUGUUACUUACGAAGCUCUCUUUAUGAGAGCUUGAAAGUUGUACAAAUACGGCAUCUGUCAAAUUUGCUUGCCAGUCAUCUCUGAAAAGCAAAAAAAGGACUGCAUGGUCAGGCUUCGGUGAAAGAGAAAUACUUACCUCCAUCUUCAUUCCUCUGUCUAGAAGCUAGCCAGGUGGGCCAGAAAAAGGCCUAAGUGGAGCCAGGUGGUGGUAGGGAGCUAUUAGGCUAUACGAGAGUCCAGGAUGCUGCAACUAGAGAACCUAGAGAUUGCAGUUCAGCUCCUGAGUUAUUAAGGAAAUUGUUUUUUUUUUCUCUGUUGCUCUAGAGCCUGAGUUGUUUGGGGGUGGGAGGGGGCAGGAAGUGGGUCAGAAAAACACCUAAAUGUGUUUCAGCUGAAAAACAAAAAUUGCUUUGAGCUCCCUUCAGUUAUAUGGUAUCUCUUUUAUUCUCUAUUUUUCCCACAUUGGAUGGGUUUUAAUCAGAAACUAUCUUGAGAAAUGUCUUGAACCCAGAUUAGAAUUUAAUCUAAGACAUCUGAGCACAAGAAAGCAUGGGAUCAAGAACCACAGAACUGAACACAGGAAGUCUUUUAUCCCCCCUUAUUGAAUGACUCAGUGAAACAACAACUUAAGCAUAGGGUGGUCUAAGGGACUGAAGCCCUGAGACAUGCAGGAGGGCUUCAAGAGGGGAAGAAGCCAAGAGGGGUAGGGAAGGUCUGAUCCUAUCUGGUUCUGGACUUAGAGUUUUUACAGUUUCCCCCUUUAGCCUCCCACUGGUCUGAAGUCUCCCUGUUCUAUACUAUGUCCCCUGCAAAGAGGACCCUGGGAGCUGAGCCUGAGCUAGAAGACCAAAGAAAGAAGCAGCAAGAUACCCACUAGAGUUGCAGCCAGACCAAGCUGAGCUCCCGACAGAUUAGACUGAAAGGAAAGCAGUCUGCUGUCUGCUUAGCCCAUGCAUAUCAUCUGAAGUACCAUUACUGACUUGUGUCAAUAGAACCAAGUUUGAAAGCAGCAUAGUGAACCCUAGUCCCUCUGCCUGUUUUCUGGUAUAGGAUGCGAAAUAGAAAAUGCACUUCCUAUAGGUGGUCUGAUUAGUAGCAUUAGCCAACCAAAUUCCAGCCCUUCCUAACCCUCCCUCCCCUGCCCCCACCUCUAAGGGGAAUACGGGGAGGGCUGCUGUUAUUGUUUUGAUAAGGAAACCAUAAGAGUAACUAAUGUUUCUAAUCAGACAUGCACUCUGGGGAACUAUUCCUCCCCAAGACCCCAGGCCCAAACACCUUUUACCAAAGUUAGGAAGCAGCUUUAUCACAAGCUUUCCUGUAUGUACUCAAGUGCAGAAGAUGAGCUGCCCUUUUCAGGUUCCGGUACAUCCGUAGCUGUGAAUGAAUCUGAAGUUGUUUUUCUUUCUUUUUUUCCCCCCUUCAUCUACCAUAAUGUUAUUCUUGCUGAAAAGCAGUCGUUUGGUGGAUGUUUGUUGUUACUAUUUUUUUUUUACUUUAAAAAAAAAUCUCCCCUCCUAUUAAUCAGAGGAGGAUGUUUGAUACAGUACAAAGCGGGCUUUGUGGUAUUGUGUGUGUGUGUGUGUAUUUUUAAUAAAAACGUCUACUGCCUCCCCUCCCUGAGAAUGAAGCUCAUGGUGGCUCUCACUACUACCAGCAGAUAUUUACAUUCAUAGGGGUAAGAAUUCAAAUUAGUUAACAAUUUGUGUUCAUUGGAAUAAGGAUGAGGACAGGCUUAUCUUCUGCCUGAUGGAUCUUUUUUUUUUAUGGUCAUCAGUUGGGUUUCUUGAAGAUGCAACCAAGACCAAAGUAGUACCACAGCCACUUAAUUAUUCCCCACUGGAAUGUAAGGGACUCCAAGGGGAUGGAUGGGCAAGGAAAUGGAAAAAGCAGUAGAGAAAUUCAGGCCUUCAGGCUUUCCACAACCAAAAUCAAAAUCUCUGCCUUUCCUUAAAAAGAAAAAAAAAGGUCUCUUCUAAUAUUUUCACACUGAUUAAGGAAAACUAAUCUUUCCAAUACUAAAAUUCACUGAUUCUAUUUUCUCUUGGAAUAUUUUGAGGAUAUAUGAUUAAGAAUGAUUUUUUUUUAAUUAAGAAAACCAGUAGGUUUAUGGGGAGAUAAUCAUUGGCAAAGAGGUACGAAGUUCAGCAUCUCUGGGGAAAGGGGAAAAAAGGAAAAAGCCUAGUUUUCCUGAAAUCAUGUCCAUGAAAUAAGAUCUUAUAGCAGAUACACAAGUUAUUAAAGAGUUUUAGUGUUAAUAUUUAAUACAUAAGCGCUACACAUCUAAAGUGGUAACAUUUAUGCAAUUUGAACGAUUGUGUAUUUUUCUUAUUUAAUUUUAUUUGUGAUUUUCUUUUUCUUUUGUGAACGAUUGGUUAUGAGGCUUCUGCCUAACUCCAGAAAUAUUUGUACCAUUGCUUUAAAAAGCUAUAUGUUAGGACAUUUAUUUCUCUAAAAUGAUGUCAUUGCUUGGCAAUCAGUCUCCUCUCAUAUAAUUGUCUUAGUACAUCAUGUGCAUUGGAAAUGUAAACAGAUGUGGAGGACCAGAUAAAUUAGUUAAUAUUUGAAAAAAAAAUGUAUUGUGCAUUUUGGCUUCACAUGUUAAACUUUUUUUUUCAGAAAAAAAAAAGUUGCAUGAAUGGAAAAAAAGUAUCUGUAUACAGUAUCUGUAAAAUUGUCUUCUCUGUUUUAGUUUCUUGCUAACAACCUGUACAAACUAGAAUAAUGUUAAACCCCUGUCUUUGGUGCAUGGCCACAGUCAAAACACCUAAGAGCUAAGAGGCUCCUGCUUCUCUUUGGUGGUGCCUCCUCCUUUUUUUUUUUUUUUUUUUUAAAGAGUGAACACUAUCCAUUUGCAUUCUCACUGAGGAUCUUGUCAAACCCUGUGUUGCCAUGGAUUGACUAACCAACUGUAUACCCUCUCUCUUCAGGAGGAUCAAACCAUUUUUGAUUUGAGAAUCUUUCCAAACGAAAUAGAGAUGCUGUGCUUAUUUUCCUCAGUGUUUAUCUGUAGAUAUCACCUUGUGUAUUCCAUUUUCAAUUGUAAUCUAGUUUGUAAAAGAGAUGGUGACCGCAUGUAAAUAAAGCAUAAUGACUCUCUA
Messenger RNA from Dromiciops gliroides (monito del monte), 9494 nucleotides. RefSeq names its product forkhead box O3 (gene FOXO3). The record is from RefSeq and is a predicted model, not a curated record. The transcript has 3 exons. Gene Ontology annotation, molecular function: RNA polymerase II cis-regulatory region sequence-specific DNA binding; DNA-binding transcription factor activity, RNA polymerase II-specific. Lineage: Eukaryota; Metazoa; Chordata; Mammalia; Microbiotheria; Microbiotheriidae. Gene Ontology annotation, biological process: regulation of transcription by RNA polymerase II. Gene Ontology annotation, cellular component: nucleus; mitochondrial matrix. The coding region runs from base 2226 to 4304 and encodes 692 amino acids.